UUUUUUUUUUUAAAUAUGUUUCACUUUUCGGGCUUAGCAUUCUCAUCCCUGAUCUCAGCGGUAGCAGUAAGAUUUGGGUACAAGUUUGUUGGCUUUGUACUUGUUUUAUUAUCAAAUUUGGACUUCACAAUUGAACAUGACAAGUUUUAUAUGGGCAAUCAUCGAACUGAAAAUCAAAAUAGUUUGGAAUCAUGUUUAGGUCGAUUCGACGUACAUAGUAAUACAAUAAUUCGAACUGGUGAAUCCCAAGCUAUAGGCGGCAAGUUUUUACAGGGCAUAGAAUUGGAUACUCCCGCAAAAUGUCAAAGACUAUGUUGUGAAACUUCAGAUUGCGAUGUUUAUGUUUUUGAAGAGAAAAAUUAUGGAUAUUGUUAUUUAUUCCAAUGUGGUUCUCCUAAAAACUUUCACUGCAAAUUUACAAAGCACUCUAACUACACAAGUGCAUUGUUGACAAAGUUUAAUUCUGUCCUAAAAACAACGCCCAGACCAAAUAAAAACGUUAUAUUAACAAAUAUAUCAACACAAGAAAAAGAAUUAAUAAGUCUCAAGGCUAUGUCGGAAAAAUAUUUAACUUCUUUAAUAAAUAAUCCACCAAAUGCAAUCUCAAACGAUAAUAGGCGAGUGGAAGGAGUGCACAUACAAAGUCGAAACUUCACUUGUGGUCGGUUUGAGUUCCCCUGUCAUUCUGGAGAAUGUAUAGCGGUGUACAAUGCUUGUAAUGGAAUUCCUCAGUGCGUAGAUGGCAGUGAUGAAGGACCAGAGUGUUUAGAACCCGCAGAUAUCAAUUCCAACAAUUAUAAUCGUCAACAUUUUAAACCAGAAAUAGUUCAAAAUACCUCAACUUACACACAGAAUUCCAAUAUGCUUGAGAAUAGCCAUAGAGCGAAAACUUCUAUUUUGGAAAACAGACACAAUAAUUUGGACGAAAAAAAGAAGGAACAUAUUGACGAAUCAAAGAUUUUAGGCAACGAAAACGGCGUAGUUCAAAAUGUGUUGAACUUGGAACAAUCUAAUGAAAAACUGUUUGAGAAUCAAAGAGAAAUAAAUGCAGAACUACCUAAAUUAAACACCGAAUUUCCAACACUUCAAAUUGCAGAAGAGAAAGCACUCAAUUUGAAUGAAAAUUUUAAAUGGCCAACGCAACAGCGUCAACCAUACCAUAGUGUGACAGAUGCACCGCAGUAUUCUAAUACAUUUUAUCAACCAAUAUCUAAAUUUGAGGAAAACCAUAAACAUGUGUCUACAAUAAAUGAAGAAAUUAAAGAUUCGAAGUCCCGGCUAUCAAAUCAAGAUCCACAAACUAAGACCAGACUACAAACCAACAAAGAUUUUGAGGAGACAAAUGGCAUACAAAUGGUUCACUCGGAGAAAAAUGUCAAGAACUCUAAGAAAGAUUUGCCAUUGAAUGAUGGUGGGACACCAAGACCCUCGAUUUCUGUUAAAAAAGCGCCCCAUCCAGCUUUUCUUGAACAAUACAAUGUAAUGGAGCAUCAUUUAGAACUAAAAUUCACAGAUCAUGAUGGCCACUCAGACAAGCCGAGAGGAGCUGUUUUUUCGUUGACGCUUGGUUUGACAAUUACCGGAGUUAUAGUUACUUUAAUCGCGUGUCGUUUACGAACAGUUGGACGUUGGGGAAACCGGCAUGGUGGAAAAACUCCUUAUUUGCCUGAUGAAGAUUUCUUAGUAAAUGGGAUGUACUUAUAAUUUUGAAUAGAUUUGAUUUCUUAAUAUUCA
This is a messenger RNA of Episyrphus balteatus (marmalade hoverfly), 1734 nucleotides long. RefSeq lists its product as uncharacterized. Gene Ontology annotation, molecular function: protein binding. The coding region runs from base 16 to 1704 and encodes 562 amino acids. The record is from RefSeq and is a predicted model, not a curated record. The transcript has 9 exons. Lineage: Eukaryota; Metazoa; Arthropoda; Insecta; Diptera; Syrphidae.